CUUCUGUUCAUGUCUAAUACAAGACGUGGAAGAGAGAGAAAAUGUGGAUGAUCAAACCACCUACUGAGCACCCAAAGGAGUGUAAAUACAGGCCUGUGCUGGAGAGUUUGGUUCCACGUGAUCCCAUGAGCAGGUUCAAUCUCAAGAGAUCUUCUCCUAAAGAAGAGUUUCCCAACCUGGACAGAAACUACACGCUCAUGGGUGGCAUCCUUGACCUGCACAUGUACACACGUCAAUUCAACCGGGCCACUGAAAGCGGAGUCAUUUUUGAUGACAUCAUACGUCCUGGUCUCGAGGAUCCAGGGCUUCUCAAUGGACCGAAGUCAGUAGGCUGUUUAGCAGGCGAUGCUCAGUCAUACAUACUCUUCUGUGACUUCUUUGACCGCAUUAUUGAAUCCUAUCAUGGCUACAGGGUCACCAGUGAUGCAGUUCAAGAGAGUGACUUCAACUAUGAUAACCUUAAGGGAGGUGAUUAUUUUGAUGAAGAUUAUGUGGUGAGCUGUGAGGUGAGUGCAGGUCGUGCUAUAGAUGACUUCUGUUUUCCUGUACACUGCAGCCGAGGGGAGCGCAGACACCUCCUCGCCUUGGCCAAAACAGUUUUGGAGCAGCUGAGUGAAGAUCUCCCAGGAACGUUUUACUCUAUAGAAGAACUGAGCUGUGAAAGUGAAGACCGUAGGGUUGUUAUGGACUCUCCGCCCUCUUCCCUGAGAAAGACCGGCGUGGCACGAGAUUGGCCUGAUGGUCGGGCCCUGUGGUUGAGUAAGGACGGAUCUCUCGCCAUUUGGGUAAACAUGGAGGAACAUCUGAAGCUGGUGUCAUUCAGAAGUGAUGGGAACCUACAAGAGGCUUUCAAAUGUGUCUGCAUCAAUCUGAUGAAGACUGAGAUACUGUAUAAGAAACUGAGACAUCCAUUCAUCUGGAAGCAUCACCUGGGCUGGGUGGUCAGUUCACCUGCUGAGGUGGGAACAGGACUAAAGAUGUCCGUGACCAUCAAACUGCUGCACCUCACUGAGAACAAACGGCUGGAGGAUAUUCUGGACAGACUGAGACUCCGAAUGGAACAAACUGGCCGUCCGGGAAUUUACAAUAUCAGCAAUCUGCAGACUAUUGGUUUCAAUGAAGUGGAGCUGACACAGCUAGUGGUGGAUGGGGUCAAACUUAUCAUCCGAAUGGAGAAGAGGCUGGAAAACAAGAGCAGCAUUGAAGACCUGGUGCCUACAAAGAAAUAAAGCGGCCAGCAGAUGCCCUGGUGAUGACAGACGUGGCUUUCUGACAUCUUGUUAUAAAUUAUGUCAAACUUUAUGCUUUUAAUAAACUCCUCACUAAGAA
Molecule: messenger RNA, 1329 nt
Organism: Triplophysa dalaica
Lineage: Eukaryota; Metazoa; Chordata; Actinopteri; Cypriniformes; Nemacheilidae
Product: zgc:172076
Exons: 9
Coding region: 42-1229 (395 amino acids)
Biological process (GO): phosphocreatine biosynthetic process
Molecular function (GO): creatine kinase activity
Source: RefSeq, a predicted model, not a curated record